Phytomonas sp. EM1 is the source of this 1422-nucleotide messenger RNA. The record is from the annotation of a GenBank genome assembly. NCBI's taxonomy places the organism in Eukaryota, Euglenozoa, Kinetoplastea, Trypanosomatida, Trypanosomatidae.
AUGAGGCCGCACGAUGAGAAUAAGGACAUGGUUCUGCUCAGGUAUUAUACCAAGUACUUUCCACACGUGCUGUUUGUUAGUACGGAGGAAAUGGAGGCGUUUGUGAGCAGUUUAGAUCCGAAAACAGUUUUAAAUCAAGUGGAGGAUGGCGAGGACCCACCAGAGUCAACGGAUCCACGGGAACAUAUGUACAUCCUCAAGAACCUUGUAGGGCGAAAUCCGACCACCGCAGCGUUUGUGGCUGUUCGGGGGUCGAAUCCGACGGAAAAAGUCGUUGUCAAGUUUGUGAUGCUCAGCGACGAGAAGCAAACCUCCUACGCCCGCAGCGAGCUUCACUGCCUCGCCGCCUGUAGCCAUUUUGGUAUUGUCAAGCACUAUGACGACUUCAAAUCUGAAGAUAAGGUGCUUCUCAUCAUGGAGUACGGCAGUGGUGGAGACCUGAACAAGCAGAUUAAGCAACGACUCCGGGAGCGGCUUCCCUUCAAGGAGCAUGAGGUAGGACUCCUCUUCUACCAAAUCGUUCUAGCGCUCGACGAGGUUCACAGCCGACGUAUGAUGCACCGCGAUCUUAAGAGCGCCAAUAUAUUUCUCAUGCCAACUGGAAUCAUCAAGCUCGGAGACUUCGGGUUUUCAAAGCAGUAUAACGACUCUGUUUCACUGGAUGUGGGCUCUUCCUUCUGCGGGACGCCAUAUUAUUUGGCCCCGGAGCUGUGGGAGCGUAAACGUUACAGCAAGAAGGCGGAUAUGUGGUCGCUGGGAGUCAUCCUGUACGAGCUUUUGACGUUGCACCGCCCGUUCAAGGGACCUUCGCAGCGCGAGAUCAUGCAGCAAGUGCUGUACGGCCGCUACGACCCUUUCCCUUGCCCCGUCUCCAACAGCAUGAAGUCUCUGCUGGAUACGUUGCUCUCGAAAAACCCGUCCGAACGCCCCACCACACAGCAGCUCCUUCAAACGGAUUUUAUGAAGUAUGUCGCGAAUCUCUUUGAGGAGAUCGUUACCAACUCGGAUGCUAUCAAACCGUCACAUAGGAAGGAAAUUGUUCGGCAACUCGCCGCAAGCCGUAGCAAGAUCCCGGUCCACCAGCCCGCUCGAGCUGUCGGUGGCGCUGCUGACGUCGUUCACGAGGGCUACCUGUUCAAGUACAGCUCAGAUUUUAAAUGGAAAAGACGAUACUUUUCAAUUAAAAAUAAUAUACUGCAGAUUUCUAUCUCGGACAAGCCAGAGAACGACUCCGUGCCGCCGAAAUCGACGGGACUAGAAGCCAUCAGUGAUGUUUUUCCAGUUCCGGAGGCGUACUGUCGCUCCCACCCUAAUCAGCUUGUUAUUUGGUUUACCAAUGGUCAAAAAAUUAUUGCCAUGGCGAGUUCACCUGAGGAUCGUGAUACCUGGCUCUCUAAAAUUCAGUCAGCAUGUGGGAUGUGA